CCACCUCUCAUUCUAUCUUUGCUCUUUCUAUUUCUCUAAAUCUAUAGAGUGUGUUUGUUUUAUUAGUUAAAAAUGAAAAUGGGUGUUGUGAGUGUGGCCUGCAUUGUCUACAUUAUCUCUCUCUUGUCACUGGUUGAAGCUAGAAUCCCAGGAGUUUACACUGGAGGAUCAUGGCAAAAUGCACAUGCUACCUUCUAUGGAGGCAGUGAUGCCUCUGGCACCAUGGGUGGGGCAUGUGGGUAUGGCAACUUGUACAGCCAAGGCUACGGAGUGAACACCGCAGCACUAAGCACAGCACUCUUCAACAAUGGGUAUAGCUGCGGCGCAUGCUUUGAGAUCAAGUGUGCCAACGACCGGGAAUGGUGCCACUCCGGCAGUCCCUCGAUUUUCAUCACGGCCACCAACUUUUGCCCACCAAACUACGCGCUUCCCAACGACGAUGGUGGCUGGUGCAACCCUCCUCGCGCACACUUCGACCUGGCCAUGCCCAUGUUCCUCAAGAUCGCCGAGUACCGUGCCGGAAUCGUCCCCGUCGCUUACCGCCGGGUGCCAUGCAGGAAGCAUGGUGGGAUCAGAUUCACAGUCAACGGUUUCCGUUACUUCAACCUGGUUCUGAUCAGCAACGUCGCGGGAGCAGGGGAUAUCGUGAACGUGUGGAUCAAGGGCUCCAAGACCGGUUGGAUGAGCAUGAGCCGUAAUUGGGGUCAAAACUGGCAGUCAAACGCCGUUCUGGUGGGACAGUCUCUGUCCUUCCGGGUCAGGGCCAGUGACAGACGGAGCUCCACUUCCUGGAACAUUGCCCCGGCCCACUGGCAAUUCGGUCAAACCUUCACGGGAAAGAACUUCAGGGUCUGAAGAAUACAUGUCAGAAACUGGAACUACAACAGCAACUGAAUUUCAAAUCUCCCGCGUUAAUUUAAUUUCCUUUUUUACCCAUUUUGGCGCCAUUUUGGUUCUUUUUUGACUCUUGGGUUAUUGGGGAUUGUGAAAGUUGGAAAUUUGUUUGGGUGUGUUAGGAGAAAGAAGAGAGGAGUGACCACUUUUUUGACUUUUCGCAACUUGGGGGGUGUGUGAGUUGUGGCUCAGUGACUCACUGAGUGGAGUGGGGAUUGUAAGAAAGUAAGUGGUAUUAAGAGACAGUAUAAGGGAGUGUAGGUAGUGCUGAGGCGGCUGCAGAAAGUAUGUGGCCCGCAGCUAUAAAUUAUAUAUAGUAUGAUUGUAUUUAUGUGUUUGGACUAAUCUACAGUUUUUAAAUUGGGAAAGUUUUA
Ilex paraguariensis (yerba mate) is the source of this 1268-nucleotide messenger RNA. Lineage: Eukaryota; Viridiplantae; Streptophyta; Magnoliopsida; Aquifoliales; Aquifoliaceae. The record is from the annotation of a GenBank genome assembly.